CAAGAGUAACCAGAGUCCACCGAUUUCUACUUGGAUAACCUUGUUGGUACAUUUUUUUUUUAUACGUAAUAAUAUUUCGCUUCCAUGUAUUUGCGUUGAAUUUUAAUUUCAAUGCAUGUUUUUUUGAAUAUUACGUAUCAUCGAGUGAUUGAGUUUGGUUCGAAUAUUACUACGGAGUAAUUUAUGGCUGUUCUUCGUUGUUGAUGUUUUUUAUCUUGGUGGGAGGUGAUGUUUUUCCGUGAAAAUAUCCAAUUGUCAUUUAUUAGAUGAAACAGCUAUAGGCAGAAUUUACUUUUUCUCUAUUGUUGGGCUACAAGAACGAUGUUCUAACUUGAAAAGUUGAGAAUCAGAAAAUGGAAGCUCACGAGAAUGACUAUGUUUCAUUUCCAAUACACGAUGAGAUCCAAGAGAGCGUAGUGUCCCAUGAGGAAGUAUGCGAGCCAUCGGAAGAUUGCAUACUGCCAGACAAUUUGUCAGGAGUGGCAGUAGAAGAGGUAAAUUCAGUAAUAACAGAGGGGCAGGUAGCUGUUGAAAUAUUAACGGAACAUUCGGAUGAAGAGGAGGAAAAAUCGAUAUAUCCGAUUUAUAUAAAACAGGAGGAGCAACAUCAAUAUACAUCUGGAGAUGACGAAUCAAUGGCUGUAGAGGCAUUGCGCCAAUUGGGUGGCAUGUAUCCUUGCUUUGAGGACAAAAAGAUAAAUUGUCCUAAGUGUUCGAGACAAUUCAAUCAAGCGGAAUUUCAAAGUCACAGCGAAAGUUGUACUUCUGGAAAAUUGUGUUGCUCAACUUGUAACGAGCGUUUUGAAAGGAAGCAAGAUUUGAACAAUCACAUGGUUUGCCAUCAAGUAGACAGGCCGCACGCAUGUCGCACUUGCGGCAGUUUAUUUCGUUCGAAAUCUCAUCUCCAGACUCACAUGACGCAAGUACACAAAGCAGAAAAACCACACAAGUGUACCAUUUGUGGCUCUGAUUUUCAUCGUCCUUCGAGUCUCUCGAAUCACAUGAAAAUUCACACUUACGUCGCUGGGAGGGCUCUGGUACAAACAGAAACCAGCAGCCAAUCCGAAAAUGAGACAAGCCGAAAAUGGGGUGAAGACAAUCGGAACACCGGGACUACGGGUGGAUACGAGGUACAUUGGUCGGUGCCAUAUAAUUUUGAUCCUGGAGUUGAGAGCAUUUCUGGAAACCCUGAAAAAAUGGAUACUCUUCAGGAGUUCACGGUGAUGCCUAACGGCGAAGUAACUCAUUUUGAGUAUACCAGCCAAGAGUCUAUCACACCUCCUGUCAAUCGGUAUAACCUUGCUAUAAACAACUUUACCAACUCGGAGUCCUGCGUGAAAAUAGAGAACCUUCCGUUUGCUACGAUCGAUUCCAAGACUUAUCCAGAGUAUGAAACAAGUGACGGCGGCGUAAAGAGCUAUUCUUGUACCCAAUGCGGAGCAAACUUUUCGAAGCCUACCGCUUUAGCUUCUCACGCAAAAACCCACAUGGUGAAAACUUGGUCAAUGCCCAUUGAAUGCCAAUACUGCGACAAACAGUUUCAAGACUCCACUCAUUUGUCCAGUCACCAAACAACCUGUGCUAAAAAAUUGAUGCAAGCAAACUUGGAGAACGGGGUGACCAACGGAAAAUGGGGCAAACACGCUUGCACUGAAUGUGGCAAAAAGUUUACCACCAAACAAAAAAUGUUUCGCCACCAAUGGAUUCAUCGAAAAAAAACUCACGCUUGUGAGAUUUGUGGAUCUCAAUUCGAGAAACAAAAUCAGUUAGACGAGCAUCGAUUGUCUGCUCACCCAGGGGAUUCGCCCUUCACCUGUACCGAGUGCGGCAAGAGUUUUGUCUCGAGACAGGGACUCUGGGAACAUGGACGAACCCACGCCGGAAGCCCAGCGCAUUUUCACUGUGACACUUGCUCCAAAACUUUUUCAUCGAGGCAAGGCUAUCUUAUUCACCAUCGUACUCACACAGGAGAGCGACCGUACGGCUGUAAAUUUUGUUGGAAGGCUUUCCGCGAUGGUGGCACACUGAGGAAGCACGAACGUAUACACACCGGCGAACGGCCUCACGUUUGUCCUUUGUGUUCCCGAGCAUUCAAUCAGAAAGUUGUUUUACGAGAGCACGUUAGAUGGGUGCAUGCGGCUGGCAAAAACGAAACGGAGGUCAGCGGGCCACCUUACCCUUGUCCAUUGUGUGGCUCUCUCAACCAAGAUCGUGAUGAGCUGUGUGCCCACAUCGUCAAACAUUCGGACCAAAUGAUCGCCGAGGCUAAAGCAAAAACUAACAACAACGCGACAAAAACAAAAGCGGCGAAGAAGAGAACGAAACCGAUGACUACUGACAAAUCAGCAAAAGCCGGACACGUCGAAAGGUCUAUUUCUAGGAACGAAGAAGAGGCCGAAGCUCUUCUCUCCAUCCCGACUGACAGUGCAGAAGACGAGGUAGCCCCAAUGAUUCUCAAGGACCAGGAAAUCGAGGAACAACUUCUCCUCGUCACAGGGGACAAAAACCUCGUAAGUAUCUCCUCCAAACAGGAGAAGCGAAACGAUCAGCCCCUUCUCGUACCUGGACAGACCGCCAUCAUCACGAAAAUACGUCAAACGGACGUUCUUCAACUCAUACAAAAUGCCAAACGGAACGAAACUCUUCGCCUUAUUUCCUCUGGCAAACCAAACAACACGCUUCAUCUCAUCACCAAACAAAAUCAAUCAUUGCCCGUCCUUGCUAUCAGAAAUCCUCAGAGUCACGAUAACUUCUCUAGCCAAAUGCCCGAUCCAGUUGAUCCACGAAUCGCCAUCGAUAACGAACACAUCCCCGAUAAUAAUCUACAAGAAGGAUGCCUCAUGGACGACGAAACUUCUCAUGUCAGCGCUGAACAAGUUGCACAAUUGUUUCACCAACAUGAACGACAGGAAAGUGAUAACGACGACGGCGACGAGGAAAUGGUUUGUGGCAUAUGCGGCGAUGAUUUCGAUGAUAAAAAUGUUCUCAUGGAACACGUCAAAAUUCACAUUUAAACAUUUUCUUUCCACCCUCUCAUUCUGUGGUUCUACAAUUUUUUAAUGUUCUUAAGAGUGGAUCACGAGUGUUUUUAUGCUCGUCAUUUUAUUCCAUCAAUAUUCUUGAAUAUUAAAAUUCGAAAGACUUUGGAGUAAUUGAACAAUUUCGAAAUAUGGCGAAUAUUUUGCAAUAAUCAAAUUACCAAACAGUUAUUAGAAAAAACAAAUUUUUAAUCGAACGAUUGCUUGAUAAGUAGUGGAAUAAUUUUUAUUUCCUCGUAUGAAAUUUAUUUACACACUUUUUCCAAUCUCUUAUAAUAUUCCGCUUCUUCUGGAUAUCUCUUCACCACCUUUUUCUGGGUGGCAUUAAAAGCCAUUGCAAAUCGAUGUUUGGAAUGUUCCUGAGGUUACUAGAUAUUUUCGGAUUUUUUACCAAUCGCGAAUUUUCGGAAUCUUUAUUAUGGACUGAAUUGCGUUAAUGGAACAUUACCGGAUGAUAUUUUUGAAUUUUUUUUUCUUAUCGAAGUAAUACGAACAUUGUUGAAUCGUAUUUUUUCAGUUUUUGAACGAAUAGAAACCUUUACGAAGGUAAAUAUUUUCAUGAAAGUCAUGUUGAUUGUUUUCGUAAAAAUAAUCAAAAUCUUUUUAAAAUACGUGCACCCUCAAUGUGAUGAAAUAUUUAUAUACAAAUAUAUGUGAAUAUAAAUUGAUGUAUAUAAAAGAGAUUCUACCGAGUCUCUCGGUAAAACUUGUACUCUUAAUUGAUUUUAAAAUAAUGCAACAGCGUACGCUUUCUUGCACACACUUGAGCGUUUUUUUCGAUAUAGAUGUGUGCGGGUCUAAUAUGUAUGUAAAAAAACGGUUUACAAAAAAUUAUUAUACGUGUUUAAGUAUAUAAUAAAGCAAGAUUUAUAUGUUGUACCGAAAA
Messenger RNA from Venturia canescens, 3924 nucleotides. RefSeq names its product zinc finger protein 595-like. The transcript has 2 exons. Gene Ontology annotation, cellular component: nucleus. Lineage: Eukaryota; Metazoa; Arthropoda; Insecta; Hymenoptera; Ichneumonidae. Gene Ontology annotation, molecular function: DNA-binding transcription activator activity, RNA polymerase II-specific; RNA polymerase II cis-regulatory region sequence-specific DNA binding. The record is from RefSeq and is a predicted model, not a curated record. Gene Ontology annotation, biological process: regulation of transcription by RNA polymerase II. The coding region runs from base 354 to 3014 and encodes 886 amino acids.